AAAGUGCUGUGGCAGUUUGGGGAGAGAGAGGUGAUUUCUAGAAGGCUUGCUCUAGAAGAAUGUCCCAAAAAUAUCCUAUGAGAUGAGCUCUGAUGUGUGCAUAGUACUUGAACAAGUAGGAAUGAGGAGCAAACCAUUCAAGGGAGAGAGCUGUGUGUGAGGGAAGCCACAAGUGGAUGGCGUGGGCCUCCUGAGACCUCAGUGGAAUUAUCCUAUAGGUAAUAAGUCACUAUAUUUGCUAGAAAGGAAUGGGUAGACUUAUGUUUUAUUCUUUUAAUAAUAUCAUAUUUCCAUAUGAUCCAAUACUGAGGGUCUCACCUCCCUCCUAGAAGCUGCUGUUGCAGUCUGUUGCUAAAUGGGCUUUAAUAUGGGUCAGAAAUAAAGUCCAGAGAAAGAUCCUACUCAAGCAGAGCAGAACAAAUCACCUUUAAGUUCCUUUCCAUCAAAAGGCUCAGAUCAUCAAAGUAUCCUUUAGGGCAGACAGAGAGAGAGGAAAGGAUUUGCUUCUUAAGAUAUCUGAGGUUACAUUGAACAUGGCUUCUUCCCUAGUUAAUCCCUGUUAAACUAAAUCAUCUUUUUUACCUCAAGGUCCAACCACCUUUAAAGCAUGAGUUCCCAGCAGCAGAAGCAGCCUUGUACCCCACCCCCUCCACUUCAACAGCAGCAGGUGAAACAGCCUUGCCAGCCUCCACCGCAAGAACCAUGUGUUCCCCAAACCAAGGAGCCCUGCCACCCCAAGGUGCCUGAGCCCUGCCACCCCAAGUUGCCUGAGCCCUGCCAUCCCGAGGUACCUGAGCCCUGCCACCCCAAGGUGCCUGAGCCCUGCCAGCCCACAGUCACUCCUGCACCACCCCAGCAGAAGACCAAGCAGAAGUAGAGGGGUGCACAGCCAUGCCCUAG
This is a messenger RNA of Loxodonta africana (African savanna elephant), 900 nucleotides long. RefSeq names its product small proline rich protein 1B (gene SPRR1B). The transcript has a single exon. NCBI's taxonomy places the organism in Eukaryota, Metazoa, Chordata, Mammalia, Proboscidea, Elephantidae. The record is from RefSeq and is a predicted model, not a curated record. The coding region runs from base 608 to 877 and encodes 89 amino acids.